Molecule: messenger RNA, 8682 nt
Organism: Misgurnus anguillicaudatus (oriental weatherfish)
Lineage: Eukaryota; Metazoa; Chordata; Actinopteri; Cypriniformes; Cobitidae
Gene: mast1b
Product: microtubule associated serine/threonine kinase 1b
Biological process (GO): peptidyl-serine phosphorylation; intracellular signal transduction; cytoskeleton organization
Molecular function (GO): protein binding; protein serine/threonine kinase activity; magnesium ion binding
Source: RefSeq, a predicted model, not a curated record
ACGUUUCUUUAUGACGUCACGGGCGUGCUGUCGUCGCGCGUCCUCCGCUCGGACCUUUUCGGGUCCUGUCUGUUUUAAAUCGCUCGUUCGGUCUCUCGGCUGGUCGAUAUGAGCUACGAUCCUUCAUGAAGCGCACGGAUGAGAGACGCCGUUCAUGACGCGAUCUCCGGUAAUCCCGUCAAACGCGACGCUUCCGGCGGGACUGUGAUGUGAUCCCCGUCAGUCUGCUGCUUCACGCGCAUCUCUACCGGACACAUGAUGGAUGAUUCGGGAAUAAUCAGACGCAGGCGUUUGCAGGAUCUUCCUCUGCCGCGUAAGAACAGCAGUUGCCGUAGUAACAGGAAGAGUCUGAUACUGACCUCCACCUCCCCGACUCUGCCUCGCCCACAUUCACCGUUACCGGGACACAUUGGCAGUAGUCCUCUAGACAGCCCUCGCAAUUUCUCUCCCAGCACACCUGCACAUUUCUCCUUUGCUUCCUCGAGGAGAGAUGGACGUCGAUGGUCACUGGCAUCUCUUCCUUCUUCUGGCUAUGGCACCAACACACCCAGUUCAACGUCUUCCAGUUCCUCACAGGAGCGUUUGCAUCAGUUACCGUCUCAGCCCACCAUGGAUGAGCUUCAUUUCCUCUCUAAACACUUUGGCAGUACAGAGAGCAUCACUGAUGAUGAUGGAGGACGUUGUUCUCCCCACAUAAGACCACGCUCACGCAGUCUGAGUCCUGGUCGCUCUCACUCCUGCUAUGACAAUGAGAUUGUCAUGAUGAAUCAUGUUUACAGGGAGCGUUUCCCUAAGGCCACAGCGCAGAUGGAGGGCAGGUUGUGUGAUUUCAUUCAGUCUUAUGCUCCUGAAAACACCCUGCCAUUGGCUGAUGGGGUCCUGAGCUUCAUCCAUCAUCAGAUCAUCGAGCUGUCCAGAGAUUGCCUGACUAAAUCUGGUGAAGGUCUCAUCACCUCCGUCUACUUCUUUGAACUGCAGGAGAACCUGGAGAAACUUCUGGAUGAUGCAUACGAGCGCUCCGAGAGCUCAGAGUUGACUUUUGUCACAGAGUUGGUGAAGAAACUUCUCUUCAUCAUCGCUCGACCUGCUCGACUUCUGGAGUGUUUGGAGUUUAAUCCUGAAGAGUUUUAUCAUCUGCUGGAGGCGGCUGAAGAUCAAGCUAAAGAAGGACAUCUGAUGAAGACCGACAUCCCACGAUACAUCAUCAGUCAACUGGGUCUGACCCGAGAUCCUCUGCAGGAAAUGGUCAGUCGCGGACAAUAUGAGAGCGAGGGAGCCCUCACAACCGAGACCAGCGAUUCACAAGAGGGAAAAAUGAAACCUAUGAAACCUCCUGGAGAGGCAGAUUUCCAAACCAUCAAACUGAUCAGCAAUGGAGCCUACGGGGCGGUGUAUUUGGUCCGUCAUCUAGAGACUCAGCAGCGCUUCGCCAUGAAGAAAAUCAACAAACAGAAUCUGAUCCUGAGGAAUCAAAUCCAGCAGGCGUUUGUGGAGCGAGAUAUCCUGACCUUUGCUGAGAACCCGUUUGUGGUCAGCAUGUUCUGCUCAUUUGAGACCAGACGACAUCUCUGUAUGGUGAUGGAGUAUGUGGAGGGAGGAGACUGUGCAACACUGCUGAAGAACAUCGGUGCUCUGCCCGUGGAGAUGGCACGCAUGUAUUUUGCUGAGACCGUCCUGGCGCUCGAGUACAUUCAUAACUACGGCAUUGUGCACCGAGAUCUCAAACCUGACAAUUUGUUGAUCACAUCAAUGGGUCACAUUAAACUCACUGAUUUCGGUUUAUCUAAAAUGGGUCUAAUGAGUCUCACCACAAACCUGUAUGAGGGACACAUCGAGAAGGACACCAGGGAGUUCCUGGAUAAACAGGUUUGUGGCACGCCGGAGUACAUCGCCCCCGAGGUGAUUCUGCGUCAGGGAUACGGGAAACCGGUGGACUGGUGGGCUAUGGGCAUCAUCCUCUACGAGUUUCUGGUGGGCUGCGUGCCGUUCUUCGGUGACACACCUGAGGAACUGUUUGGUCAGGUCAUCUCGGAUGAGAUUGUGUGGCCGGGGGGCGAUGAUGCUCUUCCUGCUGAUGCGCAGCACCUGAUCUCAUCUCUCCUGCAGACCAAUCCACUGCUCAGACUCGGCACAGGCGGAGCGUUUGAAGUGAAACAGCACUCAUUCUUCUGUGAUCUGGACUGGAGCGGUCUCCUCCGACAGAAAGCCGAGUUUAUUCCUCACCUGGACUCGGAGGAAGACACCAGUUACUUUGACACGCGAUCAGAGCGAUAUCAUCACGUUCAGUCGUAUGACGAGGACGACACGAAUGAAGACGAGCCUGUAGAAAUCCACCGUUUCUCCUCCUGUUCUCCACGCUUCAGCAAGGUCUACAGUAGUAUGGAGCAUCUAUCCCAGCUGGAGCCCAAACCCGUGGUGAUCCGCAGAGAACCCAAAGCUCAUAGAGAAGAUCGAGGGAAAAGAGAGAGUUUGGGCAGUGUGACCCUGAGAGAUAAGAGCUGGAGGACCGGAUCUCCUGAGAUGAAGCGUCUGUCUUGUUCUGAAUCGUCCUUCACUGAAUCAGACUCCAGUCCUCCUGGUGCUCGCCGGCGUUUUUCAGCUCUGGUGGACACGCACCGCUUUGUUUCUCCUCUAGAGGGCGACAGUGAGAUGACCGCUCGACAGCCGAUGGUUAAAUCCAGAGGUUCAUCACUGGAGGGAGCAAGCGUGACCAUCGGCUCUGGACUGCCCGAGUCCACAUCUACUCCAUCAGUAACACAUCCUGCAGACAAACUUCUGCGGCCGGCUGAUGUUACCACGGCAACAGCUCCUCUUCACGUGCCCGAAUCGUUCGGUCCUCGAGUCGGAACUGAGGUCAUCUUACGAAGAGCGCGACAUCAUCAGCUUCCAACCGACGGCGAGAAGAAUCCUGCCACUCGCUCUGGUACCAAGGUCAUAAAAUCAGCAUCUACCACGGCUCUGUCUGUCAUUAUACCUGCAGUCGAACCGCAUGGCACGUCUCCAUUGGCCAGUCCCAUGUCUCCUCGCUCCAUCUCAUCCAAUCCUUCGUCUCGUGAUUCAUCUCCGAGUCGUGACUACUCGCCAACAGUCAGCGCCCUGAGGUCACCGAUCACCAUUCAGCGUUCGGGGAAGAAGUAUGGCUUCACGCUGCGUGCCAUCAGAGUCUACAUGGGUGACACCAACGUGUACAGCGUCCACCACAUGGUCUGGCAUGUGGAGAGUGGCGGCCCUGCUGAGGAGGCGGGACUUUGUGCCGGUGACCUCAUCACCCAUGUGAAUGGAGAGUCUGUGCACGGGUUGGUCCACACAGAGGUGGUGGAGCUCAUUCUCAAGAGCGGCAGCAAGGUAAUGGUGACCACGACUCCGUUUGAAAACACAUCUAUAAAGAUCGGCCCAGCUCGAAAGCUCAGCUACAAAGCCAAGAUGGCAAGACGUGUCAAGAAGUCCGCUAAAGAUGGACAGGAGAGUAAGAAGCAAAGCUCUCUGCUUCGUAAGAUCACUAAACAGUCCAACUUGCUCCACACCAGUCGCAGUUUGUCGUCUCUGAAUCGCUCGCUGUCAUCUGGAGACAGUCUGCCUGGAUCACCGACACACAACCUAUCUGCACGCUCACCCACACAGACAUACCGCUCACUUCCAGACUCCGCCUACCUCGGCACUUCAUCUCAGAGCAGUUCUCCAGCGUCCAGCACGCCGAACUCUCCCGCCACGUCUCAACACAUGCGGCCAAGCUCGUUGUACGGCCUGUCUCCUAAACUUCACCGGCAGUAUCGCUCCGCCCGCUGCAAAUCUGCCGGAAACAUUCCUCUGUCCCCGCUGGCUCACACUCCGUCCCCCACUUCCUCUUCCCCUCCACCCAUUGCCGGACACACUGUCGGCAGCUCCAACACCACCCAGGCGUUCCCCGGCAAGCUCCACGCCUCUCCUCCGAUUACGCGGCCACGGCCGAAGAGCGCAGAACCGCCCCGAUCUCCUCUCCUUCAGCGGGUUCAGUCUGCAGAAAAACUCGGACCGCCUGCACCGUCAUCAUCCUCGUCUUCCAUGGGCUCGGACCGGAAGGGCGGACUCUGCGUGUCCAUGCGGAAACACGGUCUGGACGUCGUGCACGCGGAAUACCGCCGGGAUUCGUUUCACUGUGAGCAUGCCUUGCAGAGUCUGGUGGAGAUUGAGGGAGAGAAUACGCCCGGGAACCCGCCCUCUCCACCCCAUCAGACUCCUGCUUACAUACCCGGCACGGACGCAAGUCGUAAGACGAGCCAGCUCACGAAGCAAGAUGUAAAAACUGAACCUACAACAACCACUGAUACUGUGAAUGUUAAAGCAAACUUAUCAGACCCUGUCAAGUCCACUGGGAAGGAGAAAGGUGUCGCUAAGUCUGAAAACACAGUCGUUAUCAAUUCUGGAGGAAAAGAAGCAGGCAGGGAUGUAGGAAAGAGUCAGUCAGUCGGUACGGAUAUGUCUGGCAAGACCACAGACCGGACACCGAUAUAUCAGACCACUGGAGGACAGGAAACCAAACCUAAAAGCCUUCAAACCGAAGAUCCUAAAAGCUCGGAGAAAAGCAAAGAUGCAGGAAAAACCUCUUUAUUGCAAACAACUUCUCCAGAGACCGGCAAGCCAUUUAAACUCUCUCAAAAGGCAGAGGUGAACGUCACAGGGCCUGCUUCAGUCACACCUAAAGUUUUAGGACCACAGGUGUUAGAGGCGGGGUUUGCUCAAUCUAAAUCCACUGAACCAAGAGUUCAAACUCCAACCAAAUGCCCUCAGGAUGAAAGGCGUCAGGAGACUCCUGCUUCUCCAUCUCCAACUGCCCGCUCGCCUUCUGCAAGCAAAUCACGAGCCGGGUCUCCAGGCGACAGGUCUAGCUUUGUGACGCAGCUCACUAGCGUGGCUAAAACUGUAUUGGGACCCAUGAAGUUGGGUUCUCAGGAUAGCGGGAAAGGAAAGGACGGUGGCUCCAAAUCCAGUGAGGACAAGCGAGCCGCCACUUUGGGAAAGUCCGAAGCCUCGUCCGGUAGUCGGCGCGGGUUGACGGGAACCUGGCCCGGCCCUGGAUCCUCAAAAGCAGAAAAAUCAUCUAAGAGCUCUUCGAAGCAUUUGUAAGAUUUCAAACGGGACCCGUUCUCUGUAUUUAUUCAAAAGCAGACCGUUCAAAAGACGCCACAGCCAUCAAACCAAGUGAAAAUUUGCAUGUGCGACAUGCAAAAGAAAAAAGGUGCUUCAAAAUGACUGUUGUCAGAUGUGUUUGUGCAAUGGCUUAUGAAUCUAUGCAUCAUCGUAUGUGGAUGUAGAACAAACCUGUAUGUCUCUCUUGCAUGUUACGUGAAUAUUGUGAACAGAAGAGUCAAAAAAUACGAUGAAGACCUAAUGCUAGUGAAUACUGCACAUUCAAUCUGUAGAGGACUCAUAUCAGUCUGUCAGAUUUAGAAAUGAGGCGUAGUUCAAAUGUUUACGUUAUCAUCUCGCUCCAACAUUAACACUAACCUAAUACCACUAACGGAAAGCUUAACCUGAGAUCAUACCUGCUGUUCUUGUUAUAUUUGCACUGAAGAGAUCCUGCAAAAAUUUAUGUGAAAUCAGAUGCACAUCUCUUAUUGUGCACAGUUUAUUAUUGUUAGUCUUUAUCUUUUUCUCCUUUAUAUGUGUUUUCGCUGACAAUACUAGAAAGUUUAUCCAAUUAUUAUUUCUGCAUUGUUUUGACCUUUAAUUAAGUUUGCAAAAUUCUGGGAUUUUUCAUGGCUGGAAACUUUCCAUUGGAAUUAAUGGGAAUAUAUGGGAAUUAACGGGAAUAUAUUGGAAAUUUGAAAAAUGCAGAGUUGCCUACAACAGGGAACUUAAAUGUAUUUAAAAAUCUUGCAGCAUAAUUUAGUUUAAAACAAUAAGAUUUAAUGCAAUUUAUAUACACUCACCUAAAGGAUUAUUAGGAACACCAUACUAAUACCGUGUUCGACCCCCUUUCGCCUUUCUGCCUUACUUCUAUGUGGCAUUGAUUCAACAAGGUGCUGAAAGCAUUCUUUAGAAAUGUUGGCCCAUAUUGAUAGGAUAGCAUCUUGCACUUGAUGGAGAUUUGUGGGAUGCACAUCCAGGGCACAAAGCCCCGGUUCCACCUCAUCCCAAAGAUCCUCUAUUGGGUUGAUAUCUGGUUACUUUGGGGGCCAUUUUAGUACAGUGAACUCAUUGUCAUGUUCAAGUAAGCAAUUUUUCCAGUCUUCAGCUGUCCAAUUUUGGUGAGCUUGUUCAAAUUGUUGCCUCUUUUUUCUAUUUAUAGUGGAGAUGAGUGGUACCCGGUGGGAUCUUCUGCUGUUGUAGCCCAUCCGCCUCAAGGUUGUGCGUGUUGUGGCUUCACAAAUGCUUUGCUGCAUACCUCGGUUGUAACGAGUGGUUAUUUCAGUCAAAGUUGCUCUUCUAUCAGCUUGAAUCAGUCGGCUCAUUCUCCUCUGAUCUCUAGCAUCAACAAGGCAUUUUCGCCCACAGGACUGCCACAUACUGUAUGUUUUUCCCUGUAAACCCUAGAAAUGGUUGUGCGUGAAAAUACCAGUAACUGAGCAGAUUGUGAAGUACUCAGACCGGCCCGUCUGGAACCAAAAACUAUGCUACGCUCAAAAUUGCUUAAAUCACCUUUUUUCUCAUUCUGACAUUCAGUUUGGAGUUCAGGAGAUUGUCUUGACCAGGACCACACCCAUAAAUGCAUUGAAGCAACUGCCAUGUGAUUGGCUUAUUAGAUAAUUGCAUUAAUGAGAAAUUGAACAGGUUUUCCUAAUAAUCCUUUAGGUGAGUGUAUAUAUAAUAUAUAUACUUGAUGAGUUUAAGUAUCAGGAUUUUUCAAAAUUUGUUUUACCUUGCAUGCAUGUCUGCUUAUGACCAAAUAAAAUGUUUAUUUAUGUUUUUAUAUGAUAUAGUUUAUAUAAAUUCCCCUAAAUUUCCAAACAAUUUCCAUAAAUUCCCAUACAUUUUCAAGUUCAGAAUUGGGAAUAUUUCAGAUUAAGUUCACAUGUACAUUUUUCGGAAACUUUCCGCCCCUUUGCAACCCUACCUUUAAUCUUGCCAGAAGUUACAGUAAUUUAACACAGAUUCUUAUAAAAAAUACAUUAACAAGAUCAUGUGGAAAUUUAUCUUCAACCUCCACAUCCCUCUGAAAUGUUUGUUUUGGAUAGAUGAAAGGUUUAUAUAUUUACAAUGAGCAUCAUAAGAUAAAUCCUUAAUGAAAUGAAAUCUUAUGUGUAAUUGUGAUGUCAUGAUGAUAGAGUUUAUUAUAUGUCAGUAAAUGCACUGUGGAUUAUAGACUUGAAUUCUUACAGAUCUGAUCGUAUAUGCAUAAGAGUUUGUUUGAAGAUUUGAGGUGGUAUGUGUUUAAAUGUAUGUAUUCGAUUUAAAGGACCCAUAUUAUGCAAAAUCCAAUUUUACAAGGUGUUUGGACAUAAAUGUGUGCUGGCAGUGUUUGGACACAACAACCCAACAUUAACUACCAUUAAAACAAAGCAGUCUCAUUAGACAUCCCUUUUGAUUCACUUGUUAAUGUGAUGUCACACCGAUAUAGCCCCACCCCACAGACACUGACUGACUGGUUAUUUUUACCCAAAAGCUUUUGUAAAUUUGUCUGUUAGCACAUCUAAUUUGCUAAUCUAUUUUUAACCAAAUGCACUCACUGUCUGUUGGUGAGGAAGUGAGUAGCUGUAGCUCAUUUUCAUUUAAAGGUACAGACAAGAAAACAGUGAAUUUUUGGAUAUGUUUUAGCAAAUAAUCUGUGGGGUAUUUUUCACAGACACAUUCUAGACACACUUGCGACUUAUAUGGCAUCUUGUAAAAUGGGCAUAAUAUGUGUCCUUUAAAACCAUUUAGGGCUUUUAAUUCACUUUUAUUACAUUACAAUCUUCAAUUCCCGUUUUUGUAGCUUGAAACAUCUGGUGGUUUGUUUCUGGUUUCACUUUACAUGAGGAGCUGGUCUGUAUAGACGAAUCACACAAACACUCGCUCUCUUGUUUGUCCGAUGAUGUUUCUGGUGCCAUUUACUGCAGUAGUUCUUCCAAAUCCCUUCAUCUGUGUGUCACUGAGUGUUUUUUGCCAAUAAAGGACUUAACACUUUACCCAAAGUAACAAGACACUGACUUGAUAAUGUCUACUAUGAUAAUGGCAUGUUUUUGGACAUGCACUAUAGUCUCAUAGUGUUAAGAACAUGGUGGAUGACAAUGAAUUAAUAAUCCGAUAGCAUCAUUGUAACACAACACUGUUUCGUAAGGUUAACUCUGUGUUUUUAUAUUUGGGUAGUGUGUAUGUGACCUUUGACCUGUUUUCAGAUUGAUUUGUGCUGUAGUGUGUGUGUGUGUGUGUGUGUGUGUAUGCGUGCGUGUGUAAAGAUGUAAUUUGUUUAGAUUGUGUAGACAUAGUGUUACUCAAGCAAUGAUGUUAAAGAUGCACUUUAUUGAUUUACCUCUUUAUAUUUAUUUAUUUAGAGCUUUUUUGAAAUAUUUUGUUUGUUUAUUAAAACUUCUCAUGCUGCUCUGCAUAAAUCUUCCUUAAUCUUAACACAUUUUAUUAUGAUUUUAUACAUUCAUUUCUUAUAUCAGUGUUUAUUAUUUUUAAAUGAUUUCUCACCUCAGGCAAUGUAGUAAUAAUCAAUGCAUUUAAAACAAUGAAUAAAGUGCAGUAAUAGUAAUAAUAAAAGGCCUGAAAUGAGUCAAUAAA